Haemonchus placei is the source of this 345-nucleotide messenger RNA. The record is from the annotation of a GenBank genome assembly. NCBI's taxonomy places the organism in Eukaryota, Metazoa, Nematoda, Chromadorea, Rhabditida, Trichostrongylidae.
ACCACUACCUCAACGAGAACAAAGUUGAACUCCUCAAUCGAGAUCCUUCGCGAUCCUGCAACGUCAGUGUUUCAUCCACUGACACCCGAUGCUCUAUUAGCCAUAGAUGCCAUCGAAUACAUUACAGAUCACCUAAAGAAAGACGAGGAGUACAAAAUGUAUCGAGACGAUUGGAAGUAUGUGGCAAUGAUUAUUGAUCGAUUACUACUGUAUGUAUUCUUUGGUAUUACUGUAGGAGGAACAUGUGGCAUAUUAUUUAGUGCACCAUAUGUUUUCCAAGGAGUAAAUCAACGUGAAGUACUCCAGAGACUAAUCGAACUGUAUAAGACACGAGGCAGUAGCUAG